This is a messenger RNA of Leptosia nina, 315 nucleotides long. The record is from the annotation of a GenBank genome assembly. NCBI's taxonomy places the organism in Eukaryota, Metazoa, Arthropoda, Insecta, Lepidoptera, Pieridae.
AUGAGUGUACAGAGAACUCCCCCUCGUGGAAACUCAAUUACUUGCAGCGAAAGUACUGGUGGAUCAGUGCCCAAUUUGUGCACUUAUAAAAAUGAUGAAUUACGUUAUAAUGUAAACAUAAGGAAGAGAAAAGAUCGAACAGAAGAAUAUGACUAUAAGCAAGAUUUUAGCGACUUCAAGACAGAUAUUAUGAAAUUAUUCGAAGAUUUUGGUAAAAUGCAAUGUGAAAAUAUGACCUUGAUAAGUAGCAAAAUAUCUGAUAUUAGAACGGAAAUAAAAAACAUUAAAGUGCUAUCUUGUGGAGGCACGGUAUAG